Olea europaea var. sylvestris is the source of this 4644-nucleotide messenger RNA. RefSeq lists its product as uncharacterized. The transcript is spliced from 15 exons. Bases 106 to 3927 code for a protein of 1273 amino acids. The record is from RefSeq and is a predicted model, not a curated record. Lineage: Eukaryota; Viridiplantae; Streptophyta; Magnoliopsida; Lamiales; Oleaceae.
ACUCUUCGUUUCCCUCUCAAUUUCAUUUUCUAUUAUUAUUAUUAUUUUUUCAGUUCACCAACAAAAAAAUUCCUUGCGAAGGGAAAAAAUUUCCUCAAAAUUUUUAUGGAUCCGACCACCAGCGACGCCAAAAACAACCGGCUGAACGAGAGUUCUGAAGGUGGUGGCGAUGGCGGCACCACCAUGGCUCUGCAGAAGAAGCGGUCCAGGCGAGUGAGUUUUGCAGAGAUGACGUCGGUUCACUUUUUCGACCGUGACGAUGAGUAUAACGAAACCCCUCGAACGAACACUGCAAAUCCUGGUGACAACUUGGGUAAUGACUUAGGGUUUGAUGGACAAUUGAAGGAACCAAAGGAUUUCGGAGGAGGUGAUGAUGAUGAUAAUGAUGAAGAGAUGGUUAUGCGGAGUUCAUUUUUGCGUCCAAUGGAGUCGCCUUCUCCUGGUAGCACCAUUGGUUCCGCCACCUCCAAUGAUGAAGAUAAUUUCUUUGGGCCUGUAUCAGCCAGUUUCAUAAGGCCUGGCCGGUUGUCUGACUCUGCAGCCUCAGAUGAUAAUCAUGAUGUUACAAUGGAUUCAACUGCAUUUUCCAUGCAUUUUCGUAGUCUUGCUAGAUCAGAAUCUGGGGUAGACUUCAAGACCCCAACAGGUGUUAAUCUCUCCUUUGAAGAGAAAACUCCAACGAAUGAGAAUGUAGGAAGUUUCAUGAAAUUGACUUUAGUUAAGAAGCCGAUUUCCGAAUCCUCCAUUCCUGCCACAAAUGUUAGUGGAAGUCGUGAUUCAAAUGAUAUGAGUCUUGUUGGUGAAAACCCCAACAAGUAUAACUAUGAGAAAUUGUCUCCAGGAUUGGAUGCACUUUUAGCAGAAAGCAGAAAAAAUUUGCUUGUUGUUGGUGGCUCCGAUGAUAUUAAUGUCUCACAAUCACCGGGGAUGAUGAAAAGUAGGCUCUCUGUAUCAUCAUACGAUGGGGAUAGGCUUAUGGAUUUAAGUGAGUUUGCAAAGCAAGAAAUUUGCCCAAUCGUUCCUCAUGAUUUGCUGUGUAAAGAAGAUUCUGAUGUACAUGGCAAAUUUAAGGAGGCAAAUCGUGGUACUGGAACCUUUCCUGUUUGUCAUCGCACUCAAGAUUUUGCAUUUAAUCCUAGCAAUGCUGCAGCUUUUGACAUCUCUGAGGAUAACCAAAAUAGGUCGCUCAAUCAGUUGAGUAAAUGUAAUUCACAGGACAAUUUCGUGGAGUCUGUUAAAGACACUCACGAAAUUUGGAGGCCUGAUGCAUCUAUGGUAAUUACUGGUGAUGGCCUAUCAGAACCUAAUAACAAAUGGAGCCAGUUUAAUCAGCAUUCACAUAAUGAGUCCGAAUCUCCAAUGUUAGGAUCUACAUCUUUGCCUGCUAAACGGAGACAAACAUUGCUGAGCAAUCCUUCAACAUCUAAACAUUUGAGAUUGGGGACUCCUUUACAGGAACAUCAUUCGUUUCUGAGCAGUGAAAACAUAAAACGUCUUGAGAGUGAUUUAUCCAUUAAGAAAAGCAUUUCUAAACUUGAAUUACUUGAGAAAUCUACCUUUUCUUCUUCCUUCAGUACUGAAAUUGACAAAUCAUAUAUCAAGUUACUGGAUUUUUCAAAAUCCCCUCCUUUUGAUACUUUUAAGGAGAACGAACAUGAAGAUUUCAAAAUUAAACAUGUUGAAGACUCAGUUAACGGAGAGAAGAUCUCAAGUUUGAAAGGAAAAAAAAGACCUUUCAGCAUCAUCGGUAACAAGUUUGAGAGCCCAAAUCAUAAUUUCAGGGAAAACCAUUUGGAAGAAUCUUUGGCCAUUAUAAAGAGUGGAAAUUAUUCAAAUGAUAUGCAUGCCACAAUUCUUCAUGCAGAUCAAUCAAAAGAAUACAAGGGCAAUGCGGCUUCACCCUCUCAGUUCACUGGGUCUGGAAAGAAAAAAGAGCAAGAUUUUAUAACAUCAAACCUUACCAGUGAUAAUGCACUAAUUACAUCCACAACUGAAUCCUCAUUGGCCAAGAACACUUCAGAUAAAGUAGUGAAAGCAAUUGUCCCUCCUCGUAAGUAUGCUACUUCUCUUGAAAAAAGGCUGGAAAAUAAGUUGCCAACUUCUCCGGCAAAUCAAGGUGGCCAGUAUAAAGAUUUAGAGCUGCAGAAUCAGUUCCCCCAACUUCAAGACUUUGACCACGUCCAAGAAUCAUCUCUUAAGGGAAGUGUUAUUGAUGCUAAUCUCUCAACUCCAUCGGCUGAUAUGGAUUCUUUAUCCAUGGAGAGGAUAGAAGAGUUGAGCUCACCUAUUAUUGAAGUCAGGGGAUUCCAAAAGUUAAUUGAAGUGAAAACAAGUGGUGACAGAGAAAAUCUUCAUGCUAAGAAGGAAGUUUAUGAAACACUUGACAACUAUAUUACUCCUGUUAAACAUGAACAAGUGCAAAUUAUGCAUUCUGUAAUGCUGGAUGGAGGUCUUCAAUCUGGUAAGGACAUCUCCAGGUCUGAAUUCAUAGAUGUUUCCUAUGGCUCUGUUUCUCCUUCUGCCGGCAGGAAUUCAAAUGAGCCAAGAUUUCGGAAUAGAUCGCAUCAGAAUCUGGUAGAGUUCCUUGCACACAGCCCCUCGAGGAAACAGAUAGACAAUAAACAUUCCUCCGAUAUACUAUAUUCCAAGUCCAAUCAGCUGGACAACAGACCGCAAAACUUUUCUGCACAUAUGAGCAAAAAUAUAGAAUUACAUGGAAAUGGAAUAACUGCAAUGCAGAGGAGUCCUGAACGUAAGAAAGGUGGGUGUUAUGAUCCACGAACAUUGGAAUAUCCUAAUGAUGGUAGCAGAGGAGCAGUCAUGAUUGGUCAUGAAUGGAAGCAAUCGACUACUGUGCUUCAGAUUUAUUCAAAAUACUCGGAGGAUAUUAAACAAUUGAUUUCUCAGUUGACCAAGGAGCUUAAUUCGAAGGCGAUUGAUGUCCUGGAAGAUAUUUUGCUACACCUGCAGAGGUCAAAAACAUAUGAAUUGCUUCACAGUGAAAUCUUGCCUAAGGAAACAUCUAACCUUCAUAACCUUAAGCAUGAAAGAUUAGGUGAAACAAGACUAUUGUUGCAACAGAUUGUGCUCGAAAAGGCAAAGUUACAGCUGAAGAAUGUGAAGAGGGAGCGACUGUUGAAAAAUUUACAAAUUUUGAGCUCUAGGACUCAGGAGUUGCAAAUGUUAAAGAUGAGUUCUUUGUCAAGGUUACUGAAGACGCGUGCUGCUAAUAUCAAAGCUGAUGCUGUUUCUCGUCAUUUAUUUUCUAUUGAUUCAGAAAACAAAGAUGAGGGUAUACAUGACAAAUUGACUACAAUGAGGCAGGCUUUAGAAGCUUCAGAGAGAAAGAUUACAAACUUAAACAAAACUUUUCAUGUUUCUUGCAAGCUCAAAGGCGAACCAAGCUGUGGCGACACCAUUGCGUUAGUUAAUGAACGUUUGAUAAAGAGGGCUUGUGGCAGGUUCAUUCGUCUGUAUAUGCAGAUUUGGAUGGUACUUAAUGUGGAAAGUAUGAAUGGUCAGCAGAAUAUUAUUCUCAAUUACCUUGAUUUCGCCACACAAAGCCUAAAGGUUAACGUGGGUCCUGCAUCAACCAUAGCAAUUUCAUUCAAGUUGAAUGAUGGGAACAUCAUAAAGAAUUUCCCAAAUAUGGAUGCUUGCAGUGCUUUUGCAUUUGUGUUAGAUGCUGACAUCAGAAGAAAAUAUGUGGGUGUUAGAACUCUGGUAACAGAAACACAAGUAACCAGCUCCCUCCUGGGAACUUUGUUGGAUGUGCUUGAGGAGGUGCAACUAGCAAAGUUGGAGCUCCCCAGUUUGAAUCAGUCAAGCUUUUAUUGCCCAUCUGAAAAUCGUCUGUCUACUUGUGCAUUGGGGUUACUGUUUUUCUUUUCAAUUUCUCUCCUUUAUUUCUCCAAACAAACCUUGUGAAGCCAACAGUGGUUAUGUCUUCACAUUAAAAGGCAGAACCCAGCUUAUCCCAGAAAACGACAAAACAAGAAUCAUAUGUUUGAAGUAACUUUGCAAUGAAAUAAGAGUGAAAAUCUCCCAUGCUUCCUUGCACAUAAAACACUGCUGACUAGAACAACAACGGACAUCCACGCCAUCAGAAGAGCAUUUUGAGCAGAGCAUUCAACACAAAAAAAGCAGAACUUCUUUCAUAGUUAUAGUUGAUCACAUAGCCUUAUUAGGUCGCAGGCUUUCUUCAGCACAGCCAAAUAGUGGUUAGUAAUUUUUCAAUUUGGCCCUCUAAUCAAUAUAAUAAGUAACAAACAUUUUUAUAUUCAAAUCAAACAUAUCAUGAUUUGGAUUUUUGUUCAAUUGUAAAUUAAUCCCUUCAUCCACAAUUCUGUCUUGGUCUGAAGGCAGAGAGUUUUAGGCACAAAACUGUGAGUAUUUUUAGCGUUCCGUAUUUACAGUUUGUAUUCUUAUGUUUAUAAUUGUGAGUUGGACAUUAUGAUCCGUGCUAGCUGCCAAUUUACUUUUCUUUAUUGCUUCUUCAUUCUACAUGGUAAUUGGUGAGUGUAACCUGAGCACCAAGUUUAGACCGUGCUUAUGGGUGUUAGGUAAUUUUUUACAAACGAGUCGCUCCAUGGAAAUGCCCCACAUGGUAAUGAUGGCAUUCAAUUGUGGAGGGAGGGAGUACUA